Messenger RNA from Anoplopoma fimbria (sablefish), 1070 nucleotides. RefSeq names its product iodotyrosine deiodinase (gene iyd). The coding region runs from base 80 to 979 and encodes 299 amino acids. The record is from RefSeq and is a predicted model, not a curated record. Gene Ontology annotation, molecular function: oxidoreductase activity. NCBI's taxonomy places the organism in Eukaryota, Metazoa, Chordata, Actinopteri, Perciformes, Anoplopomatidae. The transcript is spliced from 5 exons.
UUUUUUUUUUUUAACAGAGAGAAGUAGCCGAUCACAGUUGAGCAGAGCUGCAAGUUAAGCUGACUCAUCAAUAAGAAUCAUGGUCGUCCUGUCGGUCCUCACGCCUGUCCUGGCGGUGGUCCUCUGCCUCGUGAUCGGAUUCAUGCUGGUGAGGUCAGCGCAGACAGAGACCACCUCCUCGACCUCCUCUGGAGAAACCGAACGGACCCCAAAGGCGGACUUUAGACCGUGGGUGGACCAGGACCUGCAGGACGACACAGAAAUCAAAGGGAGAGAGGAUGAGGAUGGUGAUUGGGUGGACAGUAAUGAGGAGGAAGAACUUCUACACGUGGCCUACUCAGCAUCAGUUUACCCAGAGGAGACGAUGCUGGAGAGAUCUAAGGAUUUUUACACUCAGAUGAACCAGCGGAGGAGUGUCCGAUUCAUCAGUCCAGAGCCAGUCCCACGAGAAGUCAUUAAUAAUGUUAUCCGCACUGCAGGUACGGCCCCUAGUGGAGCCCACACAGAGCCCUGGACGUUUGUCGUGGUGUCAGACCCGGAGACCAAGCACCAGAUCAGACUGAUUGUGGAAGAAGAGGAGGAGGUCAACUACCGUCAGAGGAUGGGGGACAAGUGGGUCCAUGAUUUGUCCAGAUUAAAGACAAACUGGAUCAAGGAAUACUUGGAUGUGGCGCCGUAUCUUAUCCUCGUCUUCAAACAGACCUAUGGGAUCCUACCGAAUGGCAAGAAAAGGACACAUUACUACAACGAAAUCAGUGUCUCCAUAUCGUGUGGCCUCCUGUUGGCUGCAUUACAGAACGUGGGUCUUGUCACCGUCACAUCGACGCCACUAAACUGCGGCCCCCAGCUCAGGCUCCUCCUCAAACGGCCAGCCAAUGAGAAGCUGUUGAUGUUACUUCCUGUAGGUUACCCUGCUUCUGACGCCACAGUGCCUGACCUGAAACGCAAGCCUCUGGAUGAUAUCAUGGUGCACAUAUAACAGAAUCAGUCUGUGGAGAAAACAUUUUCCUGUUUUUCGCCCUGCAGCUGAAAAAUCAACCAAAUAAAUACCUAAUGUGAUAAGAAAUGUU